GUUGCACGUGUGCUGUCUGAGGAGGAUGAUGCUGUUACGAGGAGCCACUUUACGCCGUCUCUGUGCCUUCUCCGUGAGGCCGUUCACCACAGCAGUGGACGUCGGGUCGCGGCCGGCCGAGAUCGAGGGGGUUUCGGCUGGGCGCGACUCCAGUGAGGUGACGAGGUACAGAAGUUUUAGAGAAUCCAACAGAAGUCGCACUAGAGCUCGAGUGGAAGGCCAGCUGCAUUCCUUUCUCAGAUCACGCGAUAAUGAGCCGUGGAGUCAGGGGCCUCCCCGUGAGGCCUACUGGUUGCUAAGAUCAUGUGGGAGUGACAUGAUCCUUGAAACCAUGGCGACGAGGAUGGAACUUGCUAAUUCCAUGUGGGAGGAGUUUCAGAAACGAGCCCCGCUGUCUGUUGGGAUGUACAACACCCUACUGCAAGUCUAUCUUCAGAAUGAGCAUAGAUUUGACCCCGCCCACUUCUUGGAGGAAAUGGAGAAAGCUGGUGUCCUCCCUAAUCAGGGCACUCUAGUUGGGAUCCUGAGCUGUUGCUGUAAUGAAGGUGAUAUUGAAGGAGCUACCAAAAUCCUGGAUCAAAUGAGGUCACUGGACAUGGAAAUUAAUGAGAACAUUUACGCUUCACUUAUUACCGGUCACUGUCGUCGUGGCGACAUGGAGAAUGGUGAGGGGAUGCUGAAAGUGAUGCAGGAGAAUGGGCUGUGUCCCACGGCAACCAGUUAUGCUGCUCUCCUGUGUGGCCAUGCCGACCGUGGAGACAUGGAUAGAGUCGAGCAGCUGCUAGAGGAGAUGCGAGAGAGACGAGUCUUCCCUAGUGUAGGAGUCUACGCUUCCCUUCUCGACCGACUCUCUCUCAGUGGACACAGCGACCUACUUCCCCGGGCUCUCGACCUCGUCCCGGACAAACAACUGGUCUAUAAUGAUCUGUAUGACCUGGCCUGCAAGUGUACCGUGAGGAGAGACAACAAGGGAACACUCAUCAUGCUCCGUUGCCUGGCAACCCUGGUUCCCAGGACAACCAACAUGCAGCUGGGAGCUAUUCUAAUACGGGCUAUGGCUUCCCAGGGACGCAUGCUGUCGGAGAUGAUGGUGAUGGUUGCUGAGUUACAGGGUCUUGGAUUUGGUAACCACGUGUACGAGGAGAUACUUCACUCCCUCCACACUCGCCAUGACGACCGAGAUCAAGCCAUGGCUGAUGCCCUCUCUGUCCUACAGGACAUGCUGCGCCAUGGUGUGAUUGUGAAAGAACACUAUUUCUAUCCUAAUCUGGCAUACUAUGCUGAGAAGGGGGAUCUGGAAGGAGCGGUGGAGGGUGUGGCUCUGAUGAAGGAGGCGGGGCUAAAACUGAGACGAAUGUCGUUCCGGUAUCUCCUUCAGGCCUCCCGGGAAGGGGGUGUAGCCAGCGAGAGUGAUGAUUUCGUUGGUGACAUGGACAGGCUACUUGCUCAUAUCAAGGGUACACCCCUCAUGUUGAGCCUGGUUAACGAGGUCAGCGUCUUUCUCCUUGACAGAGGAAUGUUUGCUAGGGCAGUCGAACGUUUGACCUCUGUGACCUCCGAACCAAUUGACCUCGGACCUAUUCUAAAGGCCAUAAAGAACGGCGUCAAUCACUCAAAGGUCGUGGAUAUACCGGGACUGGUGUCUGUGUAUGUCGCUCUCCACUCGUUGCCUAGCAACCCGGACCUCUCUCGGAGUGUUGCCAUAACGACGUCCAUUUUGGUCCAGACGUCACCUGACCUUGCUAAACAGUUUAUCGAGGAACUGAGUGGAAAUGGGGUGGACCCAGGAGAACAUGCCUACCACACUCUCCUCCAUUCCUACGCCACCCCUGACACUGUCAAGGAGUUCCACGCGAUGAUGAAGUGUCUCCAGUCCAGAGGGCUGGUCUUGCGUCCCUCCAUCCACAAGCAGAUGUUGGAGCUGGCAGCAGAUCUGGGAGACCCUGUCAGAGCCGGUCAGGCUGUCUCCGCCAUCAGACGCUCCGGCCAGAGAUUAUCUGCCACUGCCUUCUCAAGAUACAUUGUCGCCAACGCAAAAUCAAGGAGGAUAGGAACAGCCCUGGAGCUGUAUGAGAGAAUGAGGAGCCACGACCUUCGACCUUCGUACGAGGCGAUGAACCAUCUAAUGGUGGAGCUGCUGCGGUGGGGGGACGUCCACGGAGCUGAGAAUAUGAGGAGAGAUCUGGAGGAGAUGGGCUAUUUCCCAGGUCUGGUUCUCAGGAAUGCAUUCCUCGGAGCCUACUCCAGGAGAGAUAUGAGCAAGGCCCUGCAGGAGUUUGAGGCACUGAAAACUGCUGGUUUCAAACCAACUGCUUACUCGUACAACGAGCUGAUGACCGGAUACAGUCUCCAUGGCGACACUGAGAGCAUCCGGAACCUGUUUGACGAGUUGCAACGAGAGGGUAUUCCCCUUGACCGGAGCCUUGUUUCUCGUCUCUUUGAUGCCUAUGUCGCCAAAGGUGACAUUGAUGGAGGUCUGUCUCUGGUGGAGGAGUUCCCCAGUCUUCCCCCGCACUCCUCCUCCCUCAUGGCCGCCAUGCAGCUGUCUCUGGAGGCAGGUGACGAGGAAAUGGUAGGGAGGGUGAGGACGAAGAUGAACGAAGUCAGUGGUGAGAAAAACACCAAUAAUAUGAUGUUCUUCGGUCAUCUGAGAGCUGGACAAGUCACUCAGGCUAACAAGAUUUUGGAGGUAUUUACACAUAAUUUCAUAGUGAACCCUCUGAAUAAGGGACUCCCCCUAGUUGUAGUUGGUGACACUGGAGUUUCAUAUAUUGUCCUGUUGUCUUGUUUUCCACACAGACUGAGGGGUUUUCCCUCAAUUCUCGCGACCUUGUGACCUUUGCGGUGGAUUUGAAGAGGAAGAGGAAGAGAGGAGAAGUGUAUGCCGCCCUGGAACUGCUGAGGGACAAAGGUCAUCACCUAGGAGACACGACAAGUGUUGCGUGGUUGAGAGUUUAUGAUAUUCUAGGAGACAUUGAAUCAGCUCUCGCUCUCAAGGAAGAACUGACGUCAGCAGGCCACACCCUCUCUGAUGACUUCCUCUCUCGUCUGGAGUCCAUUACGACUCGGUCCCAUUCCCAGACCGGGGCUAGAGAGAGACAACUAUAGCGCGUUUAAAAACUACCAUAAUGAUUAGGGUCAUUAAAAAUUAUUAUAGAGAUGUAUUAUUAUUCUGCAGCAGAUUGAGUAAGAUUGGCAUUUUUUUGCUUGAAUCCACGAUGUUUUCAUUAUUGUAUCAUACAGUGAGCAUACAUUCACUUUACAUAACAACAAAAUACAGUAUGAGAGAAAGAUGAACAUUUUAUUGACGAUUGUCUUUUGAGAAUGGGCGUGGCCCCUGGUGAAAGUGGGUGUGGCCUGACUUCCCACCUCCCUUCUCCUCGACUUUCACCUCCGAAAUGAUGUGCUUGUGCGACACCGAUUUUGUCAUGUCAAACACUGUCACCAAGGCAACCGUUGCCCCUAGCAAUGCUUCCAUUUCGACUCCAGUCCUUCCUUCAGUUUUAGCAGUCACCGUGGCAACCACACACCCCUCGCUGGGUCGAAUAUCCCAUACCACACCCACAUGAGAUAGCGGGAGGGAGUGACAAAGUGGGACAAUAUCUGAUGUUUUCUUUGCUGCCAUGACAGCUGCAAUUUCAGCCACGCCCAAAACACUCCCCUUUUUGCUUCGUGUGUCAUCAUUUACUAAUUCCAUGGCUUCAGGAGAGAGGAAGAUUUUGCCGGAAGCGACGGCCCAUCUAUUGGUGACUGGUUUGCGGGUAACGUCCACCAUUUUAGCUCUACCGCUGUCGGAGAUGUGGGACAGAGAAGACAGAGUGCGGAGGAAAUGAAUCUGAUUGGUCAGUUUGGCAGCAGAAGGUACGAGGAGGGAGGAACUAGCUAGUGAGUUCGGUGAAAAGGGGAAGGAGGGGGGAGAGGGAGGCGGAGAAUAUCAUUACCCACCAAUCAGAAUCAUUGGUCUGUUCUUCAUCUUGGACAAGUUGAACAUUCCUGCAUGUUGUCUCUUCUUCCUUGACACGGCACCCGCAAUUAGCUCUGUGAUGUCAUCGUCCGAGGCCCCGCCCCUCAGCGCAUCUCGCAGCGAGACCUCCGCAUUACCAAACAGACACACCUUCAGGUUGCCGUCUGCAGUGAUUCUAAGUCUGUUGCAGGAGGAGCAGAAGUGGUUGGUCAUUGAUGCUAUGAAACCAAUGGUACCGGCAAAACCAGGAACCUUGUAUGACUUUGCCGUAUCGUUUGCCGCAUCCUCGAUCUUGGUGAGCUCAGGCCACGCCCCAAAGACCACGCCCAUCAUCUCGCGGUAGGCCAGAAACUUCUGGAAGCUCCAGCGGUUGCCGGAGAAUGGCAUGUAUUCGAUGAACCUAACAUGGACAGGCAGCUUCUCAGUGAGUUGGACAAAAUCCAGUAGUUCGUCGUCAUUUAACCCUUUCAUCACAACGCAGUUUACCUUCACAUGAGGCAGGCCCAAGCCCACAGCUCUCUCAAUGGACUGUACAACUUUCUCCAGACCUUUCCGACGAGUAAUAAACUGAAACUUUGCCUCUUGGAGGGUAUCCAGACUGAUAUUAACUCCUUCCAGCCCAGCUUCUUGUAGCCGUGGCAACCGUCGAGCCAGAGUAACUCCAUUGGUUGUCAUCUGAACACUCUGUAUCCCAUGGAUACCAGUCAACGUGGCUGGAGGGAAAGAGACACACUGCCCCUGUAAUUAUGUGUUGGACUGCUGGUAGAAUGUAGAUACAAAUGCAUUCUCCUGCUA
This is a messenger RNA of Geodia barretti, 4759 nucleotides long. NCBI's taxonomy places the organism in Eukaryota, Metazoa, Porifera, Demospongiae, Tetractinellida, Geodiidae. The record is from the annotation of a GenBank genome assembly.